Molecule: messenger RNA, 2636 nt
Organism: Patiria miniata (bat star)
Lineage: Eukaryota; Metazoa; Echinodermata; Asteroidea; Valvatida; Asterinidae
Product: N-acetyllactosaminide beta-1,3-N-acetylglucosaminyltransferase 2-like
Exons: 3
Coding region: 368-1900 (510 amino acids)
Cellular component (GO): membrane
Molecular function (GO): hexosyltransferase activity
Source: RefSeq, a predicted model, not a curated record
ACUGGUUGUGGUUGAAGAAUAUUUUCUGGGCAUAGUGAGUGAGUCAUCAGGCAUCAGUGACGAAAUUGGGUGUUCGGCGAUUGCAAGGCUUCUUAUACACACACUGAAUACAUGUAUAUUCGGAAUGUUGUGUAUUUCUCCACGAUGGAAAAAACAGGCCUAAUUGAAUAGUUAGUAUCACGAUGUUGGUGUUUCAUGAAGGAAAUUCUACGUUCACGUUUAAGCCUGUCACGCUCUAGGAUUACUGGUGUAUUUUUUCCUCAAUGCAACUGAGGCAUCCUGUUCACUUUGCACUCGUGAAGGGCCGAAGACGCCAUCUUUGUUUAGAAUCUUAGUGAAGGAGACGUACAGUCCUUGAUGUUGGUACAUGCUGUGCACCACGAUGCUCAGCGGGAGGAACACGAAGCGCCUGCUCCGAUCCGUCAUUGUCAUAUACUUCAUCAUUUGGUUCUUUUUGACAGUGUCGAAAAAUGACAGUGACACCGCGGUUUUCGUGGCCGACAAGGCGUUCACGGUGGGCCCCGAGUUUCAGGACGAAAGGAGCGUCAUUCACCACCAACCCAAGCAUGACGGCAAGAUGGACUACAUUGCAAACCGCGAUAGAUUGUCGUUUGUCACUUCAAACAACAUCAGUAACUUCAGCCGAGCUAACUCGACUCUGAGAAAAGAUAGACCUCUGUACAGCGACAAUAUUAUCAACCCACACCCUUUCCAUUUUACCUUAUUCAACCACAACGCCUGUACGAAUGCUAUGCAUGAGUGGGCGUUGCCCCUGCAAUUGUUGAUACUCGUUAAGUCCAGACCGGAAGAUAUCUAUGACCGGCAGCAAAUACGGGAAACCUGGGGCGGGGCGCAGAACAUCUCAAACCAACUGACUCUGACCAUGUUCCUCUUGGGCCAGACCCCAAAUGCAACAGUCAUUGAUGAGGUGUCACGCGAAAGCCUCCGCUUCGAAGAUAUCAUUCAGGAGAACUUCAUAGACGCUUACACUAACCUGACCUAUAAAACCAUGAUGGGUCUGCGGUGGGGGGCCACAUUCUGCCCGUUCGCUUCCUUCGUGGCCAGCGUAGACUCUGACAUCAUUCUCAAUCUUCACAACCUCCUUCAGCGCCUUGCCGAUAAGCCACGGCACGGCUUCGCAGAGGGGAGCCUCAAGACAAACUGGACGCCGUACCGUGACGCCAAAGGGCAACACAAGAAGUGGUACACCCCGGUGGAGUUGUACCCGGAGCCCACCUACCCGCCCUUCUUUCCCGGUGGAUGCUACGUCAUGUCCGCGGAUGUCGCUGCCACGAUCUACCGUGAGUCGGUUCACGUGCGCUUCCUUCCGUGGGACGAUGUGUUCGUGGGUCUCGUUAUGCAACGAGCGGGCAUCACGCCUCGUGACGGUAAAGGCUACCAGGUCUACAUCCCGUUGUCCCGAUACCGAACGCUGAUGAUCAGACUUGCCCUACAGAAAGGCAUCGCAGUCAUUACCAAGCACAACUCCAAGGCCGUCGACCAGCAACUGAUUCUGAUGUACCAGAAAGCCAUGCAAAAAUACAAGGAUGAAAGAGACGCGUUCAACAUUCCUGAUGUACGCCAUCUCUUCGGCAGGAUUGGCCUAUACAAUCCCCAAGGCCUAAAGCCAAGGAAAUAUGGUGAGAUGAUCUUGCGAUACCAGCUACAACUCGGACAAGGACAGCUGGGAGACCUACAACUCGGGAGGCUGUGGCAACAACCUCAAGCACAUGUACAACAUGUACAUGUACAGCCGACGCUUCGUGGAGCGGUUCCCGAUGGCCGUGCAAGAAAGGGCGGCCAGCCUCCAUACAGGGACGUAAGCGCCAAGGUGCACAGGAACAACAGUCACUUGGGAUUCAGGGUUGUGGAGGGAAUCGCAAGAAAAGUCUACAAUUAGUCACGGCGUAUCGAGUUCCUGUACAUCCAAAACCGCGGGACAGACUACUUGGGACGGCCAAGCUCCUCAAGGACAAGCAUAAGACCGGGCGGUCAAGGUGGAGCUUGCCAACACGGCCCACGGGGACAACGAGCUGGUCCGGCAGGUCAAGAAGAAACACAAGCCGUCCCGAGCCACCGAAACCCUAACAACUGAGGAUUCGAACGCCGCUACCAAGGGCGACCAGCAGCAAGGUACGCGCCCAAGACCGACCUCGUCUACAUCGCAGAGUUGUAAUGACUCGAGUUCGACUCGAGUCUCAAUUUUUUGGCGACCCAACUCGACUCGAGUCCCAAAGGGUAAUUCACUCAACUCGACUCGAGUGACUCGACUCGAGUCCCUUAUCAGAAGACUCGACUCGACUCGAGUCGAAGGCAAUAACACUCGAGUCCCAAAACUGUUCGAAAACAUUAUUUGCGGUGACUUACGGCACAAAGUUAGGCCUAUUAUGUGCGCGUACUUUGGAACAUUAUAGAACCUUUCCGUGGCAAGUUUGGCAUUUUGUUAAGCUGGGUUGACCUGAAUGAAACCCUCCGAUGUGCUACAAGAAAUAAGAUUUUGGGGUUUUUGCCGACGCUUAGCCAAUUCCUUUCAGUAGCCCAUAUCAAACGUCUCAUGCAACAUGUCUAAAUAUUGUAGUUCCUGGAAGUCAUUUUGAGAGGUCGUCUUCAGUCUAUACCUUGAAAAUCGCCCAUGG